GGUCCGAAAGCAUCAUUGUAAGAAAAUGGCACUAUUUGGUCUCCUCUCAUUCAUAGCACUUGUGAGUGCUGCUUAUGGUUGCGGUCAGCCAGCCAUCCAUCCGGUCCUCACUGGAUAUUCCAGAAUUGUGAAUGGUGAGGAGGCCAUUCCUGGGUCUUGGCCAUGGCAAGUCUCUCUUCAGGACAAAACUGGUUUUCAUUUCUGUGGUGGAUCUCUGAUCAGCGAUGAAUGGGUUAUUACUGCUGCACAUUGUACUGUGAGAACUACGCACAAGGUUGUUGUGGGUGAAUUUGAUCAGCGUUCAUCUGCUGAGAACACUCAGGUUAAAUCUAUUGCCAAGGUCGUCAAGCACCCAAAAUACAGCCCAUUUACAGUCGUGAAUGACAUCACUCUGAUCAAGUUGGAGUCUCCUGUUACGGUUCAACCACAAGUAUCUCCUGUCUGUGUAGCAGAGGCAACUGAUAACUUUGAAGGUGGAAUGAGGUGUGUCACCACUGGAUGGGGACUGACUGAUUCCUCUGCAAGCCUAACCCCAGCCAGGCUGCAGCAGGUAGCUCUUCCACUUCUCACUAAUACCGAAUGCAAGAAAUACUGGGGCAACAAAAUCUAUGAUGUGAUGGUCUGUGCUGGAGCUGAUGGUGCCUCUUCUUGUAUGGGUGACUCAGGAGGACCUCUUGUGUGCCAGAAGGACGGCAGCUGGACAUUGGUUGGCAUUGUGUCCUGGGGAAGCUCCACUUGUUCCCCAUCAUCUCCUGGAGUAUAUGCACGAGUCACUGAACUCAGGGACUUCAUUGACCAGACCAUUGCUGCCAACUAAAGAUACUGCUGUAUUUCUGUAAUUCUUUCAUUAAAGAUAAAUUAAUUUGUGAAGCAAA
Rana temporaria (common frog) is the source of this 875-nucleotide messenger RNA. Its product is annotated as chymotrypsin A-like. The record is from RefSeq and is a predicted model, not a curated record. Lineage: Eukaryota; Metazoa; Chordata; Amphibia; Anura; Ranidae. Gene Ontology annotation, biological process: proteolysis. The transcript is spliced from 7 exons. Bases 26 to 817 code for a protein of 263 amino acids. Gene Ontology annotation, molecular function: serine-type endopeptidase activity.